AUGUCAAAUGCACAGACGAUGCAAACGAUGGGCUCUCGUUCGGAACCCGACAUUGAAGAAGACAACGAGAGCGAGGUUCUUGACGAUUUUCUCGGGGCUACAGCCAUUUCUCCAAGCAGCUGGUGGAGGAAAAAGAGCACAUGGCAUAUUGGACGGGAUGACAAGCUCGAAAUGCCUAGCUCUCUCGAAAUGCUCCUAGAUGAUUAUGAACUAGCGCUAGGCGUUGAGUCCCCAAAUGCUAAGCUCAUCCGCCCUCGACUGGAGUCCAUCCUAAUCCAAAUCUUAGUCUGCACGGCACACGCCUUUGGGGGUUGUACUUACACCGUGGGCUGUACGGUGGACUACGCUCUAUGGUACGGCAGCCGACAAGACCUGGAGACCAACUUUAUCAUUGUCCGAAACGACGUGCUAAUGGAGGAUGAGUGCUGGUUGCCUCUUGCAGCUAUGUCAAUAAUCCACUACGCUCGAAAAACUGCCGGGAGGAAUGCGGAAAUAUAUGGCAUCUGUACAGAUAGCUACAAAUGGACGUUCCUGCACCUCAACAACAAGAGUCAGCCUUAUCCUGCCCCAACAUUUACAAAAUCUCUCCCUUUGCCGUAUUUCACCGAGCUUAAUAUCGAAAUGAUGGACUACUUUAAUCAAAUACACAGAGGCUCAGCAUCCUCGGCCUUGCACGGCAAAGCUGAAAUCGACGAUGUACCGAUAGUUUCUAGGACUGCCAUCCGGCAGAGUAAAAAGCGUGUCCCCUCAGAAAAGAACAAUUUACCACAUCUCUCCAUUGCCGACAUAAAACCCCAAGAUGUUCGGGGGUUCUUACGCCUGCAGCCAGAUCUGAAUUUCAAGUCUUGCUGGCAGUCUACAACGCAGGGCAACAUUCAAGGGCCCGAGUAUUUAGGAUCGAUUUUGUCGGGGUACUCGCGUGCUGCAGGUAAAGACAGCGAGAGCAAGCCGCAUAUGAGAUCCCGUCUCGAAGCAAUUUUCUUCGCAGUCCUGGCAAGCAAGAAGCGCGAGUCCGCCUCUGCUUACGGGUCCCUUCACAUUCAGUUUGAGAAGAGUUUGAGUCUCCCCUGGACCCACAACCACAAAGCCUAUCUGUUAGAGGGCACGACAGACUACACACUCUGGUACGGGGACCAAAAAAAGGAGACCAAUCUGCUACUUUUCCUUGCACCGCAACGAGGGAAAAUCGGCCGCUAUCAAGCAUUGUCUUGCAUGGCGAUGCUUCACCAUGCAAGGAAGAGGGCUCGUUGCAACGACACUACAGUAUAUGGAAUCGUCACCGACUCCUACGAGUGGCGCUUCUUGUGCAUCGACAAUCAAUCUCGGUACUCAGGCUGUCUCAUGAGCUUGGAUAAAGGACAGCAGGUGGAGAUUAUAUCGUCGAUUUACAAGAUCCUCAACCAUGCCGCAGCGCUGGCGCAAGCCCUCGAAGCACCAAGUCUGACAGAGUACAGGAGUGUCGAAGACGCUAGUGGUCUCGAAUGGUCUGACCGAAGGAAUCCAAGUCUGGAGAGCAAUGGCUUUAAAGGGAAGAGUUUGCCGGACAUGCAAGUGUAG
Aspergillus thermomutatus is the source of this 1557-nucleotide messenger RNA. RefSeq lists its product as uncharacterized. The record is from RefSeq and is a predicted model, not a curated record. Lineage: Eukaryota; Fungi; Ascomycota; Eurotiomycetes; Eurotiales; Aspergillaceae. The transcript is spliced from 8 exons. The coding region runs from base 1 to 1557 and encodes 518 amino acids.